UCAGUGUAUGUUGAUCCAAGCAACAGUUCCAUCAGUUCUGUUGUUUCAUCAACCAUUUCUGAACAGUCAACAGCAGAUAUGACAAACACGACGUCAACAACAACUUCUCCCGGGGAGCCUGUGCUACCAGACAAGGGUUCUGCUGAAGAUGAACACAACAGUUCAAUGUCUAUCUUCUUUGUGCUUUGUGUGUUGGCAUUAGGCAUCAUGCUUAUCCACUUCAUGCUGCAAAAGAACUUUCAGUAUUUGCCAGAAAGUAUUGCAAUUGUUUUUCUGGGCGGUCUCAUAGGUCUCAUACUUAAUCUUAUGUCAAAUCAGAAUAUUGCAAAUUGGAGGAAGGAAGAGGCCUUCUCUCCAACAGCUUUCUUCUUGGUUCUUCUUCCUCCAAUUAUAUUUGAGUCAGGCUAUAACUUGCAUAAGGGCAAUUUCUUUCAGAAUAUAGGUUCUAUCUUAGUAUUUGCAAUUUUGGGCACAACUGUCUCAGCCUUGGUCAUUGGUGCUGGUAUCUAUGUGUUGGGAUUGGCAAAAGUUGCUUAUCAGUUGAGCUUUGUUGAGAGUUUUGCAUUUGGGUCAUUGAUAUCAGCUGUAGAUCCUGUUGCCACUGUUGCCAUAUUUCAUGCUAUGAAUGUGGAUCCAGUACUCAACAUGCUUGUGUUUGGUGAGAGCAUUCUAAAUGAUGCUGUUGCAAUUGUGCUGACAACUUCUAUUCUUGAGUCUAGUAGCCCAACAAUGACAUCCUCAGAGGCACUGAUCACAGGCUUUAACAGGUUCUGCCUCAUGUUCUUUGCAUCUGCUGGAAUUGGGGUUAUGUUUGCAUUGUCAAGUGCACUGCUGUUGAAACAUGUGGACCUGAGAAAGAAUCCUUCACUGGAGUUUGGGAUGAUGCUGGUUUUCACAUAUGCACCCUAUGCUCUUGCUGAAGGCAUUCAUUUGUCAGGCAUUAUGGCAAUUCUGUUCUGUGGAAUUGUCAUGUCACAUUACACUCACUUCAACCUCUCCACAGUAACCCAGAUCACCAUGCAACAGACGAUGCGUACUUUGGCAUUUAUUGCAGAGACAUGUGUCUUUGCAUAUCUUGGAUUGGCAUUGUUCAGUUUCCAGCACCGUGUGGAGCCAGCAUUGGUUGUGUGGAGUAUUGUGCUAUGUCUUAUUGGCCGGGCUUGCAAUAUCUUUCCACUUGCUGUCCUGUGUAACCACUUUCGAGAACACCAGAUCACCCGUAAGAUGAUGUUCAUCAUGUGGUUCAGUGGGUUGCGAGGUGCCAUCGCUUAUGCACUGUCUCUUCACCUGCAGUUCAGUGAUGAAACGCGACAUGUGAUUGUGACUACAACACUCAUUAUUGUGCUCUUCACGACUUUGGUGUUUGGUGGAUCUACCAUGCCUAUAAUGAAGCUGCUCCUAGCAGACAAGAAGGGAAGCAGUCAUCGGAGGAGACGAGAGAAGGAGAUAACUCUCAGCAAGACCAAGGAAUGGGGUCAAGCAAUAGAUUCAGAACAUUUGUCAGAGUAUACAGAAGAAGAGAUGGAGGUGAAUUUCAUCCAGUCUCACAUCAAGGGUUUUGCAAAAUAUGACCUCAAAUACUUCAUUCCUUUCUUCACACGGAGGUUCACACAGCAGGAACUGAAGGACUGCAAGAGCCAGAUGACUGACCUGACAAAUCAGUGGUACCAGGCCAUCCGUAUCUCUCCGACAGAAACGGAUGAAGAAGCUAACACUUCAUUGCCCUGAUGUUGCUACUAUUGCUGUCAGGUGGCCUAUUGCAGUUUUUACUCUGUAACAUGAUGUGAUAUUUAUAAGCUUGCAAAUGCUGUUCAUUGAUGUGAUAUUCAUGUUUUCUGUCUCAGAGAUUUACGAGUGUAAUAUACCAGACAGUAUUUUAUAGGGUGUAAAAUAUAUACCCUUCAACUUAUA
This is a messenger RNA of Zootermopsis nevadensis, 1911 nucleotides long. RefSeq names its product Na[+]/H[+] hydrogen exchanger 1 (gene Nhe1). Gene Ontology annotation, cellular component: membrane. The record is from RefSeq and is a predicted model, not a curated record. Gene Ontology annotation, biological process: sodium ion transport; regulation of intracellular pH; potassium ion transmembrane transport. Gene Ontology annotation, molecular function: sodium:proton antiporter activity; potassium:proton antiporter activity. NCBI's taxonomy places the organism in Eukaryota, Metazoa, Arthropoda, Insecta, Blattodea, Termopsidae.